Aspergillus alliaceus is the source of this 1815-nucleotide messenger RNA. Its product is annotated as MFS transporter. Gene Ontology annotation, molecular function: transmembrane transporter activity. NCBI's taxonomy places the organism in Eukaryota, Fungi, Ascomycota, Eurotiomycetes, Eurotiales, Aspergillaceae. The record is from RefSeq and is a predicted model, not a curated record. The coding region runs from base 1 to 1815 and encodes 604 amino acids. The transcript has 2 exons. Gene Ontology annotation, biological process: transmembrane transport.
AUGGUCAAUGAUUGGAACGGCGAUGAGACCUUGGGUCACAGCAAAGAACGUUUGGAGUCUUCCGAAUACACAGACAGACCUCCGACGUCAGAUACAACUGGCUCGACAUCCUCGAGCUCUAUUGAUUAUGAUCCCCAGUUGCAUACCCUUCGUUCCCGAGCCACCGAGGUUGAUCUCGAGCGCCAUGCUACCCGAGCGUCCGAUGCUUUGAGUCGCAUCAACACCCAACGACUCCAGCAUGCCCUGACUGUCGGCGAAAGCGUCAAGUCGCACCCAUCCAGAGCCCCGUUGCCCCCAUUUGGCGCCGGCAAGCCCUAUCCGCCCCCGUUACCGGCCCGGGAGGACUACGUGGUGGAGUUCGAUGGGACAGAGGAUCCUCUAUAUCCCCAGAACUGGCCCUUGGGUAGAAAGGUCUACACCAGCGCCAUCCUCGCUUUCACCAGUAUCUGUUCCACAUUCGAUUCAGCCGUCUUCAGCGCCUCCACGCGCAAUGUCGCCCAGGCGUUCGGUGUCGGCAUCGAAGUCUCGACGCUGUCCAGUUCUCUGUACAUCAUUGGCUAUGCGUCCGGACCUUUGAUCUGGGCUCCUAUGUCGGAACUCCAGGGCCGUCGCCUGCCAAUCAUCAUUGCAAUGUUCGGGUUCGGUAUCUUCAAUAUCGCCGUCGCCGUCGCUAAAGAUUUGCAAACCCUCAUGAUCUGCCGCUUCUUCUGCGGCAUCUUUGGCAGUUGUCCCCUGGCCGUCGUUGCUGCCGUCUUCUCUGAUAUCUAUAAUAAUCGCACCCGAGGUGUGGCGAUCGCCAUCUUCUCGAGCACCGUGUUUUUGGGUCCGCUCCUAGCCCCCUUCAUUGGUGGUUUCAUUAAUAUGUCCUAUCUGGGUUGGCGAUAUACCGCGUAUAUUCCCGCCUUCAUGGGGUUCUUCGCCUUCCUGCUGAAUGUUUUCUUUCUCAAGGAGUCGUAUCCCCCGGUCGUGCUCAUCGCCAAGGCCGCCGAACUGCGUCGUCGGACGAAGAACUGGGGUAUCCACGCCAAACAGGAGGAGAUUGAAGUUGACUUGCGCGACCUGCUCGUCAACAACUUUUCCCGUCCGUUACGUCUGUUGAUUAACGAGCCCUUGAUCCUAGCCGUCACCAUCUACCUCAGCUUUAUCUAUGGCCUACUUUAUUGCUUCCUGACGGCCUACACCCUGGUGUUCCAAGGGGUCCAUGGCAUGAACCCUGGCGUGGGGGGACUGCCGUUGUUCGGCAUGGUAGUGGGCCUGUUCAUCGCAGCGGGAUACAUCAUCGUGUCCAGCCGCUCCUACAACAAGAAGCUGGAAGCAAACGGGGGCAUUCCCAUCCCGGAAUGGCGACUUCCCCCGGUGAUCGCGGCCGGAGCUCUGUUUGCCGCGGGACUGUUCUGGUUUGGCUGGACCGGAUUUACGGAUAAAAUCCCAUGGAUCGUGCCCACGCUGAGUGGUCUCUUCACGGGAUUCGGCCUGCUCAUCAUCUUUAUCCAACUGUUCAACUAUUUGAUUGACACGUAUCUGAUGUUUGCGGCGUCGGCCAUCGCAGCCAACACAUUUGUGCGUUCCCUGGUGGCCUCUAGCUUCCCGCUAUUCUCGCGCCAAAUGUUCAACAACAUGGGCAUCCAAUGGGCCUCGACGCUUCUUGGGUGUGUCGCCGCAAUCCUGGUACCGAUUCCGGUGAUUUUCUACUUCUUUGGCAAGCGACUGCGCAUGAAGAGCAAGUUCGCGCCCAUCUAUGAGAGGGCCGAGGACCCAAGGGACGAUGAGAAUGAAAUCGCCGCGGAAACCGUUGGGUCGCGCAGGGAAUCUUGA